AUGGACGAAGUAGAUGAUAUACUAGAUCAGAACCCUGCCGUAGAGGAGGAUGAUAUUGAUGAUGAAGAAGAAGAAGAUGAUGAGGAUGAGGAUGAAUUGAAUGACAUUCAAGGGAAUAAUAAUGAUGACGAUGAUGAUGAUGAUAAUGACGACGACAAGAGCGAUGACGGGGAGGAGGAUGUAGAAGAAGAUCAAGAUGAAGAAAAUGACAAUGACGAUGAUGAAAGAUCGGACGUUGAUAUGGAUAAGAACAAUUCGGAAGACAGUACCACCGGUACAUCUUCUCUCGAUAAAAUACACAACUAUUACAAACACAUUUUACAAUCUGCAAAAUUGGCAUCGAAAUACAGUAUAUAUCCUACUGCAGCCAUCCCCAUACAAACUCAUGUCAACGCUUUAGCAGUAUCAAAAGGUCUAAAAUAUCUUUUCCUAGGUGGUAGUGACGGAUACAUCCGUAAAUACGAUCUACUAAACACAAUAUAUGGUAAAUUAUCGUUAACUAUUCUACAAAAACAUUCAUUAACUGAAUCAAUACAAAACGCAGGCAUCCUUCUGUCAUAUUGGGAAAAUGAAAUACCGAUGAGGUUAUCAGAAUUAAAAGUUACAAACAAUGAAUACGAACCAAAUGUAAGUCCUGUCCAUUCCAUAGAAGUGCACAACGAAUGUCUGUUUCUAUUAAGUGGGUUGCAAAAUGGUGGUAUUGCUUUACAAGGGGUUAGGUACAUGGAAGGCUGUAUUGGCCAUUAUUUCAAAAGACAUAAUCAAGUGGUUAAUAUCUUAAGGUUGAAUAAUAAUCAAGAUAAAUUCCUCAGUGGUUCUUGGGAUAGACAAAUUAUUGAGUGGGAUCUUAAUAAAAUGGGAUCUAUUGUCAAUGAAUUUAAGGGGGCUAAUUCAGAAUUGUCUUCUUUGGAAUUAAGACCUUUAGAUCAUACUGUAGAUAUCCCCACAAAGCCCACUGAUGAAGAUGCGGAUGAGCUGGAUUCCUUGUUUGGUGAUGAUGAUGAAGAAGAAGAUGAUGAUGCCAAUGAAACUAAUAAGGAGCGUAAUAACAAUGAAAAGGAAGAAUCUCCUACGAGAGAUGAAGUCUCAAAAGAAACCUUAAACGUAGUAUAUGACGAAUCUAUCUUUAUGACAUCCGGUUUAAACGGCGCAAUAAAUGUUUGGGAUAGGCGUAACAAUACGGCACCUGUAUUGAAUUUACUCAAAGGUCAAAGUACUCCUCCCUGGUGUUUUUCGGCUUGUUGGUCAGCAAAUGGUGACUAUAUCUAUGCCGGUAGAAGAAAUGCGUGUGUAGAAGAAUUCGAUUUAAAAAUGCCAUCAUCCCCCAAGAGCACUUUAAAAUUGCCAAGUAUAUCUGGCUCAGUUUCAUGUGUAAAAUCUUUACCAAAUGGUAACCAUCUCCUAAUAGCAUCAAAGGAUAACAUAAGACUCUAUGAUACUUCAAUAGCAUCUUCCUCCAAGAUACCGUUCACUAUUGUUCCCGGCCAUCAUGGUGGGGUUAUUUCAAACUUGUAUGUUGACCCAACUUGUAGAUUUUUGAUAAGCACCAGUGGUGAUCGUGGCUGGCAAGGUACCUCUACGGAUACAACAUUGAUAUACGAAAUAGACUUAGAAUAA
Molecule: messenger RNA, 1617 nt
Organism: Kazachstania africana CBS 2517
Lineage: Eukaryota; Fungi; Ascomycota; Saccharomycetes; Saccharomycetales; Saccharomycetaceae
Gene: SPT8
Product: SAGA complex subunit SPT8
Exons: 1
Coding region: 1-1617 (538 amino acids)
Biological process (GO): transcription initiation at RNA polymerase II promoter
Cellular component (GO): transcription factor TFIID complex
Molecular function (GO): RNA polymerase II general transcription initiation factor activity; protein binding
Source: RefSeq, a predicted model, not a curated record